This is a messenger RNA of Cornus florida, 1940 nucleotides long. RefSeq names its product glycosyltransferase BC10. Gene Ontology annotation, cellular component: membrane. The record is from RefSeq and is a predicted model, not a curated record. Gene Ontology annotation, molecular function: glycosyltransferase activity. NCBI's taxonomy places the organism in Eukaryota, Viridiplantae, Streptophyta, Magnoliopsida, Cornales, Cornaceae. The transcript has 11 exons. Bases 409 to 1581 code for a protein of 390 amino acids.
UCUCAUUCCUCUCUCUCCUACUUCGGAACCAAGCGAAUCAACGGAACCCACUGUGGAGAGAGCAGUAGUACUACUUUUCUAGAGAGAGAAAGUAGAGAGAUAAACACACAUAGCAAAGGUGGAGAGACGACGAAUCGACGAGGAGCAACGUACUACUGCUGCUGCUUAUAUAAUAGUAUAUAUAUUAUUAUUAUUAUUAUUACAGUAUAAUUCAUCAAUAGAUCCAUCGUCUUUUAUUUUUUUGGUCUCUCUCUACUUUUUCUCUCUUUUGUCGUAGAUCUUGAAUAUUGCGAUCAGACUCACACUGGGAUCUCUCCUUUAGCUGCUUUUUCAAAAGACCACAGUGGUCCAAGAUUCUGGAGAACUAGAAGGAUGCUCUGAGAUACUGCAGUGAUGCCUUCUUCCUAAAUGAAGACAGUUCGUGCAUGGAGGCUUGGCAUAAGAGAUAUGCUGAGCACAUCUGGGUACCGCCAGCGGCCACAUUUAAAAAGACCAAUAUGGGUUAUUAUAUUAGUUUGUUUGGUGAGCAUUUUUCUGCUCGGAGCCUAUAUUUAUCCACCCAGAAGCUCUGCAGCUUGCUAUAUCUUUUCCUCCAGUAGUUGCACCAUGUACGAAAAGAUUCUACCUAUUCCUUCCAGAGAAUUAUCAGACGAAGAGACAGCAGCUCAGGUUGUAAUCAGGGAAAUAUUGAAGACACCUUUUCAAUCAAAGAACCCGAAAAUUGCUUUCUUGUUCUUGACACCGGGUCCAUUGCCUUUUGAAAUGCUGUGGGAUAAGUUCUUUCAAGGUCAUGAGGAUAGAUUUACUAUUUAUGUACAUGCUUCUAGGGAAAAACCAGUACAUUUGAGUCGUUAUUUUGCUGGUCGGGAGAUACGCAGUGAGCAGGUUGUUUGGGGAACAUUUUCCAUGGUAGAUGCAGAGAGGAGACUUCUGGCAAAUGCACUUAAAGACCCUGAUAAUCAGCAGUUUGUUUUGCUAUCUGAUAGUUGUGUGCCAUUGCAUAACUUUGAUUAUGUGUACAACUACCUAAUAUUCACGAAUGUUAGUUUUAUUGACUGCUUUGUGGAUCCGGGUCCACAUGGAGGUGGCAGGUAUUCACCGCAUAUGAUGCCGGAAGUUGAAUAUAAGGACUUCCGGAAGGGUUCGCAGUGGUUCACCAUGAAGCGGCAGCAUGCUAUAAUACUUAUGGCAGACAGUCUUUACUACACAAAAUUCAAGCUCUUCUGCAGGCCAAACAUGGACGGACGCAAUUGCUAUGCUGACGAACAUUACUUGCCAACAUUUUUCCAUAUGAUCGAUCCUGGCGGUAUGGCAAAUUGGUCAGUAACAUAUGUGGAUUGGUCUGAAGGAAAGUGGCAUCCAAGAUCAUAUAGGGCUCAAGAUGUUACAUAUGAACUCCUUAAAAUGAUCACUUCCACGGAUGACAACCUGCAUGUUACGAGUGAUCAGAAGAAGACAGCGAUGAUUAAUCCUUGCACGUGGAAUGGAAUGCAGCGGCCAUGCUAUUUAUUUGCUAGAAAAUUCUACCCCGAAACUCUGGACAACUUGAUGCACAUUUUCUCUAAUUAUACGAUUUUUUAAGCAUUGCUGCAACAUUAUUAUUCUUUGGUUGGAUCAACAGCAUCCGGCCCUCCCCUUACCUCAGAUUCUGGUAUAUAAUUUCGGAGCGCUCUAAUGUGACAUAUUAUGGAUCACUGGAUGUACUACUAGAUAAAAUGUUCCUACAUGAAGGAUGAUCGACCGAGGAAUUUAGGUCGUUUGACUUGGGGUUUGAGGAAGCUGAAGGCCUGUUUCUUUGCCUCUUCAGUUUGGGCGACUGUUUCACAUUUCCACUCCCCUCUCCCUCCUUUCCUUAUCCAUUUUUUUUUUUUUUUUUCCAUCAUCAUUUUUUGUAUUUUGGACACAGAAUUCUGUGUUUCUAUUUUAAUGGAUUUUUAGUC